UGCUUUCAAAACGUCAGUCCCGACAUAUUUGCUCUGAAACGUUCCGAAAAUGUCGAACCAGAACGAACCAUUUUAUCUCCGAUACUACUCAGGUCACUCUGGGCGGUUUGGGCAUGAGUUUCUAGAAUUCGAUUUUCGGACCCUUGGCGACGGCCGAAGUGCCGCGGUUCGGUAUGCGAACAACUCAAAUUAUCGCAAUGACUCCCUGAUCCGCAAAGAAAUGUGCGUGAGCUCGGCGAUGAUUCAGGAAGUCAAGCGCAUUAUCAAAGAGAGCGAGAUCAUGAAGGAGGACGAUUCGAAAUGGCCACAGAAGAACAAGGAUGGACGGCAAGAGCUCGAGAUCAGGCUUGGAAACGAACAUAUCUCCUUUGAGACCGCGAAAAUCGGUUCGUUAGUAGAUGUGACCGAGUCUGCAGACCCUGAAGGUCUCCGAGUUUUCUACUACCUCGUUCAGGAUUUGAAAGCAUUCAUCUUUUCUCUCAUCUCCCUCCAUUUCAAGGUAAUUUCAAAAUAUUUUUUCGACCCUCCAGACACUUUACUUACCCUUUCGUCCCUUCUGCAGAUUAAGCCUAUCUAAGUCAUGAUACGGAUAUGUGGUGAAGUCUGUUUUGGAAAUCAACAUGGGCGUUUACUUCGAGUAUGGAACGGGUUUACUUAUAAUGAUGAAUCUCAAAAUGAUCUAGCCGCGG
Molecule: messenger RNA, 689 nt
Organism: Aspergillus novofumigatus IBT 16806
Lineage: Eukaryota; Fungi; Ascomycota; Eurotiomycetes; Eurotiales; Aspergillaceae
Product: mago nashi family protein
Exons: 6
Coding region: 50-577 (175 amino acids)
Biological process (GO): RNA splicing
Cellular component (GO): nucleus; exon-exon junction complex
Source: RefSeq, a predicted model, not a curated record